UUCUUUGGGCUUCUUUUGCAUGUUAAAUGGUUUUCCAUAAUGGACCAGAUAUCGUGUUUUGGCUGGUACGAUGUUUUUAGUUGAGAACUUAACUUUUAUAAUAUCAUCAACUUUGCCGUACUGCAAUUGAAAUUAUUUUAAGAUGGCCACGUCAUCACUUUUGUUGAUGAAUUAACGGCAGACUAAAUGAACCAUUUUCUUAUGUCACGCUGAUUUUAUUUAAUAUUUCAACAUCUAAUAAAAGAAACUGUAUUUUGGGAGUCACAAAAGUCACCGCCAAAAAUUUCCAAAGUUCCACCGUGAAGAAGAUGGAUUUCAGGCUUCUGAAGAAUGCGGUUGAUGGAGCGGUGGUAGUCGACGCCCACGCCCACAAUCUGGUGGCUCUGGAUUCCACUGUUCCUUUCAUCGAUUGUUUCUCCGAAGCUCACGGCGACGCCUCGGCUUAUGUUCCUCAUUCCCUCUCCUUCAAGAGAAACUUGAGGGAUAUCGUUGAACUUUAUGAUUGUAAACCAUCCUUGCGCGGGGUUGAGGAAUACAGGAAAUCCUCUGGAUUAGAUUCCAUUUGCUUAUGCUUCAAAGCUGCAAGAAUAUCUGCCGUACUCAUCGAUGAUGGAUUAGAGUUGGACAAAAAGCAUAGCAUAGAGUGGCAUAGAAAUUUUGUUCCAGUUGUUGGUAGAAUAUUGAGAAUCGAACGUUUGGCAGAGAACAUUCUUGACGAAGAGUUUCAAGGUGGGUCUUCUUGGACACUGGAUGAAUUCACAAAAACAUUUCUUAGGAAGUUGAAAUCAUUGGCUCAUGAGAUAUAUGGACUGAAAAGUAUAGCAGCAUAUCGCAGUGGUCUAGAAAUCAAUGUGAACGUCUCAAAGAAAGAUGCCGAGGAAGGUCUCGUUGAGGUUUUACAAGGUGGAAAGCCUAUUCGGAUAGUUAACAAAAGCCUUAUUGACCAUAUAUUUAUUCAUAGUUUGGAAGUUGCUCAGCACUUCAACUUACCAAUGCAAAUACAUACUGGAUUUGGAGACAAAGAUCUAGAUUUGCGGCUGGCCAAUCCACUUCAUCUUCGGAGUGUUCUAGAGGAUAAGAGGUUCUCUAAAUGUUGCAUAGUUCUGUUACAUGCAUCCUACCCAUUCUCAAAGGAAGCGUCAUAUCUCGCUUCUAUUUAUCCUCAGGUCUACCUCGACUUUGGAUUGGCAAUUCCAAAGCUUAGCGUCCAUGGCAUGAUAUCUGCACUUAAAGAACUGUUAGAGCUUGCUCCAAUUAAAAAGGUGAUGUUCAGCACAGAUGGAUAUGCUUUUCCUGAGACUUAUUAUUUAGGUGCAAAGAAAGCACGGGAUGUUAUCUUUUCUGUUUUACGGGAUGCUUGUAAUGAUGGUGACCUCUCAAUUCUCGAGGCUGUUGAAGCUGUGAAUGAUAUCUUUGCACAAAAUGCUAUUCGAUUAUACAAGAUUAAUCUGACGAAUGAGAGUUCUAUUCCUAAUAGUUCAAUAUUUUCUAUUCCCUUGACGAAAACUGAUGUUGUGCAAAAGGAUGCCAGGCUCGUUCGCAUUAUUUGGGUUGAUGCUUCUGGACAACACAGAUGCCGUGUUGUUCCCUCCGAGCGGUUCAAUGAUGUUGUUGAAAAGAAUGGGGUUGGUUUAACUUUUGCCUGUAUGGGAAUGACCUCUCAUUUGGAUGGUCCAGCUGACGGGAGUAAUCUUACUGGUGUGGGUGAGAUCAGACUUUUGCCAGAUUUAUCAACCAAAUGGAUGGUUCCUUGGAACAAGCAUGAGGAGAUGGUUUUAGCUGAUAUGCAUCUUAGACCCGGUGAAGCCUGGGAAUACUGCCCAAGGGAAGCCUUACGCAGGGUCUCUAGAAUUCUGAAAGAUGAAUUUGACCUAGAAAUGAAUGCAGGCUUUGAAAACGAGUUUUUUCUACUAAAAAUUUCAGUUAGUGAUGGCAAAGAAGAUUGGGUGCCAUUUGAUUCAGCACCCUAUUGUUCUACAUCAUCAUAUGAUGCUGCCUCUCCUAUUCUUCAUGAAGUAGUUGCUUCCUUGAACUCCUUGAAUAUUACUGUGGAACAGUUGCAUGCAGAAGCUGGGAAAGGUCAAUUUGAGAUUGCUUUAGGGCAUACCGCUUGUCUCAAUGCUGCUGACAACUUAAUUUACACUCGUGAAGUGAUUAGGGCUACUGCAAGGAAGCUUGGAUUGUUGGCAACAUUUAUGCCCAAGUAUGCACUGGAUGACAUUGGUUCUKGCUCCCACGUGCAUGUAAGCUUAUGGCAAAAUGGCAAAAAUGUUUUCAUGGCAUCCGAUGGAUCUUCCAAACAUGGAAUGUCAGUAGUUGGGGAGGAGUUCAUGGCAGGGGUUUUACAUCAUAUUUCAUCAAUUUUGGCAUUUACAGCUCCAGUUCCGAACAGUUAUGACCGUAUACAACCCAAUACAUGGAGUGGAGCUUAUCAAUGUUGGGGAAAAGAAAAUAGAGAAUCUCCACUAAGAACUGCUUGUCCACCUGGAAUAUCUGUUGGUUCAGUGAGUAACUUUGAGAUCAAAUCAUUUGAUGGUUGUGCAAAUCCACACUUGGGUCUAGCCGCUAUUCUUUCUGCUGGAUUAGAUGGCCUGCGAAACCAUCUUCGGUUGCCUGAACCUGUUGAUAAGAAUCCUUCCGACCUUUGUUUAGAGCUCCAAAGGUUGCCCAAAUCGCUUUCUGAAUCUGUGGAAGCUCUGGAAAAGAACAAUACCUUGACAGAUCUUAUAGGUGAAAAAUUGGUGGUUUCCAUAAAGGCAAUUCGGAAGGCAGAGGUGGAGUACUACUCGAAGCAUCCGGAUGCAUACAAGCAACUUAUACACCGCUACUAGGAACCAACCCGAACUCGCUCCAGUGUUCAGCGGAAACUUUCCAAAGGUUCUUUUUUUCCCCUUGGUACAGAAACUUCUCAAAGGUUGGAAUGGCUUAUCCAAGAAUGCAAAAGUUUGUUGGAAGCUUUCUUUGCAGCAUCAGCUUGAAGUCUGGCUUUUGAUGACCGACUGUCAAUUGUCUGUUCUUAUCCAUUGUGAUAGGUGAUGUGAUGUGCUCAACGGUAAUGUCUUGGUGUUUAUAAAUAUUUCCGAACAAUUAUUGGUUGCAAUUUCUUGGUUUCAGUGUUGUGACUGUUCAGUUUGUGAAGAAAACUCACUACAUAUAUUCAUAUUCUGGAUUGGCCUUGUAAGAUUAUGCGAUGCUAGAAAAAUUUGAGUUGCUUUUCGCUCUUGAGGGGCAUCAGGGCAUCA
Messenger RNA from Momordica charantia (bitter melon), 3242 nucleotides. The record is from RefSeq and is a predicted model, not a curated record. Lineage: Eukaryota; Viridiplantae; Streptophyta; Magnoliopsida; Cucurbitales; Cucurbitaceae.